AUGGGCCGGGACCCUCCUCCGGUUGCUGAUGCCUUCGAGAGGCUACCAAUAAACGAAAGGAUCGAGGAAGAGGAUGUCCCCAACUACAAAGCAGAGAGGUUCUACCCUGUUCAACUAGGGAACGUAUUCCAGUCGCGAUAUAAAGUCGUCUCAAAACUCGGAUUCGGCACGGCAUCUACGAUCUGGCUUUGCCGUGAUCUCGAAAAAAAUGAUUUCAUCGCCCUUAAAAUAUGCAUCACUGGGAAGGAUACCAGUGACAUCGAUAACGAAGUGGCUAUCUCCGAGUAUCUUCAAUCCGUCGAUCCUGCCGGACACCCUGGAAAGGACCGUCUGCGUCUAGUGCAGGAUCACUUUCGGAUAACUGGUCCCCAUGGCACGCAUCAAUGCUUGGUCUUCGCGCCUCUGGGCCUAAGUUAUACCAAAUUUCGGAACAUUUUCCCUGAAAAGGCCCUCAACAAACUACUACUACAGCAGUCCUUGCAGCUAGUUCUUCUGGGCCUCGAUUUCCUCCACCAGGCCGGCGUCGUGCACACAGACAUAUCACCAAACAACAUCCUCCUGGGCGUUCCGGACCCUUCUGUAUUCUCAGAAAUUGAAAAGGCCGAGCAGGAACACCCAGCAGCUCGCAAAGUUCUCCCAGAUCGAACAAUUUAUCGCACCAGUGUGAUGCCCCUCACAUAUGGGGCUCCGGUAAUUUGCGACUUCGGUGCGGCGAGGAUGGGCGACGGGAAGCACCACGGGGACGUCAUGCCCGGCGUUUAUAGAGCGCCUGAGAUAAUUAUGGGCAUGGAAUGGGAUUCGAAGAUAGAUAUAUGGUCGGUUGGAGUAAUGAUCUGGGAUCUGUUUGAACGCGGUCGUCUGUUUCGCGCCGUGAAAGACGGACAUCUCAACGAUGAGCUACAUCUUGCAGAGAUGGUCUCUCUGAUGGGGCCGCCUCCGAAGCAAUUCUUGGAGCGAAGCGAGAAGUGCCGCCAGUACUGGGAUGGCGAAGGGAAUUGGAUUGCGGCCACGCCUAUUCCCGACCAGACCCUCGAGUCACGCGAAAUACGACUGGAAGGGAAAGAUAAGGAGUUACUCCUUACCUUUGUGCGCAAGAUCUUGCGCUGGCUCCCAGAAGAGAGGCCCUCUGCGGAAGGGAUUUUUGAGCAUGAGUUUUUAACUCAACACUACGAGAAAAGUUGA
Scedosporium apiospermum is the source of this 1182-nucleotide messenger RNA. RefSeq lists its product as uncharacterized. Bases 1 to 1182 code for a protein of 393 amino acids. Gene Ontology annotation, molecular function: protein kinase activity; ATP binding. The record is from RefSeq and is a predicted model, not a curated record. NCBI's taxonomy places the organism in Eukaryota, Fungi, Ascomycota, Sordariomycetes, Microascales, Microascaceae. Gene Ontology annotation, biological process: protein phosphorylation. The transcript has 5 exons.